CGGAAGGUGGAUCCUGCCCCGGGAGAAAUCAGGAAGGGAUGCGGCUGUUGCUGCUGCUGCUGCCCCUCGUGCUGUGGGGAGCACCCCUAGCUCAGCGCCUGGAACUGCGGCAGAAUGUGAUCGUGCAGGAGGGCCUGUGCGUCCUCCUACCCUGCACCUUUCCCCAUCCCUGGGUUUCCUUUGGAAAGAUCUACAUGUUUUGGUUCCGGGAAGGGGCAGAUACAAAACACGAUCCCCUGGUGGCCACGAACAAGCCGGUACAGAAGCUGCAUGAGGGGACCCAGGGGCGAUUCUCCCUCCCCAGGGAGCCCCAGGCCAGAAACUGCAGCCUAAGCAUCACGGAUGUCAACGCAGGGGACAGCGGGACAUACUUCUUUCGAGCCGAGACACACUUCAGAAAAUUCCCAUAUCUAAACAAGAUGUUCUUUCUGAACGUGACAGCGCUCACCCAUCAGCCCCACGUCCUCAGCCCGGGGGCCCUGGAGGCCGGCCGCCCCGGGAACCUGACCUGCUCUGUGCCCUGGGCCUGCGAGCGGGCCACGCCCCCCGUCUUCUCCUGGACGUCCGCUGCCCCCAGCUCCCUGGGCCCCAGGACCCCCUUCUCGUCGGUGCUCACCCUCACCCCACGGCCCCAGGACCACGGCAGCAGGCUCAUCUGCCAGGUGAAGUUCCCCAGAAGCGGGGCGAUGGUGGAGCGGACCAUCCUGCUCAAUGUCACCUAUGCUCCACAGCACGUGGCCAUCAGCAUGUUCCAAGGAAACAGGACAGCCCUCAAGAUUCUGCAGAACACCUCGUCCCUUCCCGUCCAGGAGGGCCAGGUGCUGCGGCUGCUGUGUGCUGCUGACAGCAACCCCCCUGCACAGCUGAGCUGGUUCCGGGGGUCUCCCGCCCUGGAGGUCACCGCCAUCUCCAGCACUGGGGUCCUGGAGCUGCCUCGUGUAGGGGCAGCAGAAGAAGAAGUGUUCACCUGCCAGGCUCAGAACCCGCUGGGCUCCCAAAAUAUCUCCUUGAGCCUCUCCGUGGUCUGUAAACCACAGCCCAGGGCCGGCAAGGUCUUGGGAGCAGUCGGGGGAGCUAGCGUCACGGUCCUGCUUUCUCUCUGCCUGUAUCUCCUCUUCAGAGUGAAGACCCACAGAAAGACCCAGCCGGUGCAAAGCAUGGAUGAUACGAACCACGCCGUGGGCUCCGGCUCCAGGGAACGCCAGCCCCAGUUCUCUACAGAACCCCCUGCAGACCACCCCGCCCCCGCUGGGGCUGGCCCCAUCUCAAGAAAUGAACAAGAACCUCACUAUGCUUUCCUCCGAUUUCACAAGCCAAAGCCUCAGAAAAAGGAAGGCACUCACACUGAGUACUCAGAGAUCAAGAUACACAAGUGAGGAAUUCUUUUCUCAUGGUCUGGAGCCUGGAAGUCUGAGAUCAAGGUGUCGGCAGGCUUGGUUCCCUCUGAACCCUCUCUCCUUGGCUUGGAGAUAGUUGUCUUCUCCCCGUGUCCUCACACGGUCUCCUCGCUGUGUGUUUCUGUGUCCUAAUUCAUUCUUCUUAUAAGAACAUGAGUUUUCAGCCUGUAACACUCAGCCUCCAAUCAUUUAAAAACAAAUGGCCUUCUUGGCAGUGGUCAGAAUUCCCUGGUAUGGGUGGAGGACCAUAGGACUUGUGACCAAAAGUAGUUGUUGUUCAGCUGCUAAAAUCAUGUCCAACUCUUUGCAAUCUCAUGAGCUGCAGCACACCAGGCUUCCCUGGCUAUCUUCCCUAACUAUCUUCUUGAGCUUGCUCAAACUCAUGUCCAUUGAGUCGUUGAUGCCGUCCAACAGUCUCAUCCUCUGUCAUCCCCUUCUCCUCCUGCC
Molecule: messenger RNA, 1844 nt
Organism: Cervus elaphus (red deer)
Lineage: Eukaryota; Metazoa; Chordata; Mammalia; Artiodactyla; Cervidae
Product: sialic acid-binding Ig-like lectin 6
Exons: 8
Coding region: 39-1376 (445 amino acids)
Biological process (GO): cell adhesion
Cellular component (GO): plasma membrane
Molecular function (GO): sialic acid binding
Source: RefSeq, a predicted model, not a curated record